AUGGAUGCCUCCAAGCCAGUCGAGCUUCAGUCGGCCACCGGCGUCCCCCGUUUGCAGCUCGCUCUGCUGAUCGGCGCGCCCAUAGUGCUCGGGGUGGUAGGCUUAUAUCUAUGGAAACGGAUGCCAGUGGUGCUGUCAGUCUUACCCGAUUACUGUGAGGAGUUUGUCCCCAAGAUGGUUAAGUUGGACUUGCCGAAACCAAUGUCCUCCCUCUUCAUGGAGACACAUGUGUCUAAGUCAUUGGAUGAACUUAUAGCGGAAGCAAGUACAAUUAUGACCAACAUGAAAAUUGAUGAUUCUCAGAGUCCUUUGGGUCGUGCCCUAGCGACAAAUAACAAAGGCAACAAAUACUUUGAGGCGGGCAAGUACGAGAACGCCAUCCAGUGUUUCACAGAGGCCAUUGCACUCUGCCCCACUGAACAGAAGAGCGACCUGUCGACGUUCUAUCAGAACCGAGCAGCAGCGUAUGAGCAGCAGAUGAAAUGGACUAAGGUGGUGCAAGACUGCUCACAGGCAGUAACGCUCAACCCACCUUACAUGGAAGCUCUCUUCAGGAGGGCCAAAGCUCAUGAGCAACUGGGCAAUAAGAAAGAAUGCCUGGAAGAUGUCACAGCUGUGUUGAUCCUGGAGGAGACACAGAACAUCCAGAACCAGCAGACCAUGUUGGUUUUGAACAACGUAUCCGACCAGCUGGGAUUCGAGAAGGCCAAAGACAAAUACAAGAACCGAGAGCCGAUGAUGCCUUCUUCUCAGUUCAUCAAAUCCUACUUUGGUUCUUUCACCGAUGACAUCAUCUCGCAGCCGCUGCAGAAGGGCGAGAAAAAAGAUGAAGACAAGGACAACGAGGGCGAGGCCUACGAGGUCAUAGCUCGUUCGGGCUACCUGAAAGCCAAGCACUACAUGGAUGAGGAGGACUACGACAAAAUCAUCAGCGAAUGCACUAAGGAGGUGGACUCUGAGGGUCGCUACAUGGCUGAGGCGCUGCUCCUGCGUGCCACCUUUUACCUUUUGACCUGCAACAACACAGCCGCUCAGCCCGACUUGGACCGCGUCAUCAAUAUGCAGGAAGUCAACGUCAAGCUGCGAGCCAAUGCCCUCAUUAAGCGUGGGAGCAUGUACAUGGAGCAGAUGCAACCGUUGCUUGCCACACAGGACUUCAACAUGGCAGCAGAGAUCGACACACGCAAUCCCGAUGUGUACCAUCACAGGGGGCUGCUUGACCUCAAGUUGGGCAAUAUAGAUGAAUCUGUAGAAGACUUUGAUAAAUGCAUCCUGCUAAGAUGGGACUUUGCUCUCGACCAUGCGCUCAGGUGCUUCGCUCUGUACACACAAGCAUUGAACAACAACCCAUCACAACAGAUAGUCUUGGAUGGAUUCGAGGACAUUAUCAGAAGGUUUCCCAAGUGUGCCGAGGGCUACACACUAUAUGCUUGGGUUUUAACCGUUGAGCAACAGUACGGAAAGGCAGACGAGAUGUACGACAAGUGUAUUGAACUGGAACCAGACAACGCCACCAAAUAUGUCUACAAAGGAUUAUUACAGCUCCAGUGGAAACGAAGCCUGUCUGAUUUGGGCCUGGACCUCAUCAACAAAGCCAUUGAAAUUGACAACAAAUGUGACUUUGCAUACGAAGCAAUAGGAACAAUCGAAUUUCUUAGUAAAAAUCUGGACAAGGCAAUCGAAAUGUUCAACAAGGUUAUCAACUUGACUAAAACGGAGAUGGAGAUGACCGACAUCUACGCAAAGUGCGAAGAAGCGUACGCCCGGAUUGAGGUAGCCAGGAAGUACGGCAUCAAGUAA
Nerophis lumbriciformis (worm pipefish) is the source of this 1800-nucleotide messenger RNA. The record is from RefSeq and is a predicted model, not a curated record. Lineage: Eukaryota; Metazoa; Chordata; Actinopteri; Syngnathiformes; Syngnathidae.